CCAAAGCAAUGCGCACCGCGGCGGCGAUUACGUUCUUCCAUGCUGCUUUUGCUUCGGCCGGUUCAGUUUGAACACUUUAACUGGCGCUGCUGCAGCUCGGCCGAAAACAGUCGCGGGUUGGUCGCGUUACGAGUCGCAGUAGCAGUUCGCGCGUAGUACAACGUGGGCUCCCGAACACCUGUUGCGCUGUCCGACGUCUUAAGACUGUCCGUCAUCGUUGCUUCAAUUUCGUGUUGGUCUGAAUCAGCAUGAGACAGCUGCUGAGGCACAGAACCGCCAGCCUGACUAACCAACUAGUGCUGUAGUAGUGCAUGUUGAAAAAUUGGUCCCUGAUUGGAAAUAUCCAUGAAAAAGCGGAAAAUACGACCGAUAUCGAAUGCGAGGUUUUCCAAAAAAAGAAUUACAAGUGCACAAUCUCGUGAAAGUAUUUAGUGGUACGAAAGUGAAACCAAAAAUAAAUUGAGUGCGUGUGAUCAAGGCAAAUCUAUAGUUGUCGGUUCUUGGCGAGGAAAAGGCCGAGUUGUGUAUGAUAAGCAAAUUCGCCAUAUACUAGUGGUCUAUUGAAAAUGGUGCAGAAGCAGAUGCUGGUAUUCAGCGUGGCUGUCGCAAUAAUGGUGAUCUAUCCAAACAAUGUUUUGACGGAACCAUGGAAGCCACUUGAGGAUGACGACAGUGGAGGGACAACCCUUCUCGAUCACUAUUUUGUACACCACUUCGAUCAUGAAGAACCAGACUCGGAACUGGCUGCAUCAUACGCUCUGCGGGCGCUGUCAAUCAACUGUGAAUGUGUAAAACUGCGCCACUGUCCAAAGAUUUUGGAAAUGCUAAGAACACCAAAGUCCAGUUAUAGUAAUUUUAAUUCAAAGUUGAAGCGACUAACUUGUGGCUAUAAUACGGAUCGGGAACCUAACAUCUGCUGCCCUCUGGAUGAUACAUGGCUAUCAGACGAUGUCGACGCACGACCACAAGCGGGACUUGGAUUUGGGGAUCAACGAAACUCGUUCGACGAACCAAACAACUUCAAGUAUUUGAAAAACGAUCGCAAUCGGUUCGGAUCCAGCAAUCGGAACUCUGCCAGAAAUAACUUCGUUACUUCAUUCGAAGACCCAGAAACAAUGAAAAACUGUCCACCGGUGAUCUCUUCUGCAGACGAGUUUGACAGACCGACAACGAAAGUAUAUGUUGCUCCGGCUGUUCGUCGAAGACCUACGACGACAACCUCGACUACAACAAUGACCCCUAGACGCCUAGUGCUUAGCGGCACUAGAACCGCAAUUACGCCGAUUACUAGUAAUCCAAUUAUCGAUCCAAAUGCUUCCUUAGUGAGCCCCGUUUCACCACCGGUGAUCAACGAUGCGUUGUGUGGGUUGUCUGUCAACACUCGGAUUAUUGGUGGUGAAACGGAGAUACCCGGACAGUUUCCCUGGAUAGCACGGUUGGCGUAUCGCAAUCGAACUUCCGGUCGCAUAACAUAUCGUUGCGCAGGUUCAUUGAUUACCAACCGACAUGUGAUCACUGUUGCCCAUUGUGUGACAAACUUGAUCGAUGAGCUACAGUUAGUCAACGUACGAUUGGGCGAUCUUGAGUGCAAUUCAGUAACGGACAACAGAUGCAAUUCACGCUUUCAGGAUUUUGCGAUCGAGCGCCUGAUGCCGCAUCAAAACUAUGAUACUCCAAAGUACGCUAACGAUAUUGCGGUGGUGAAGCUGCAGCAGGCAACUGAAAUCUUCAACAUUUUAAGUCCACUGUGCCUUCCGAUGGACCAGUACUCCAGCUACGGCAGAAACCUAACGGGAAAAACGGGUAUUAUUGCCGGAUGGGGAUCUACCAGCAACCGAAGCAACUCCCCAAGCCCGACCCUACAGUGGCUCCGUCUUCCGAUCGUUGACACGGCGCAGUGCGCCACAUCAUAUGCUCGUUACAGCGUCAACUCCCGCAACCCGAUCAUCGUUUCGGGUAGCCAAAUGUGCGUCCAGGGGCAGGAGAACAUGGACGCCUGCCAGGGCGACUCGGGCGGCCCUCUUAUGAAUGAAGCCAUUUCCAGCCGGGAUCGCUUCGUGUUGCUCGGUCUAGUCUCGUUCGGGCCUCGUACCUGCGGAGUGUCAAACUUCCCCGGAGUUUACACCCGGAUCUCUUCCUACAUCGAUUGGAUUCAGCGACAGGUUGAGCUGUAGUGAUGGUGGCCGUCGUGGCCUAUUAGUCGUUUAAGAUUAGGAACCAUCUUGUAAAUAGCACGCUUCUUGUGAAAUUCGAACUAAACUUUAUCAAAGAAAUGCCAAUGUAAAGAUAGAGAAAGGUUUAUAAUAAAAAGAAAACUGAUUA
Messenger RNA from Armigeres subalbatus, 2322 nucleotides. RefSeq names its product CLIP domain-containing serine protease B9. Bases 567 to 2174 code for a protein of 535 amino acids. Gene Ontology annotation, molecular function: serine-type endopeptidase activity. Gene Ontology annotation, biological process: proteolysis. Lineage: Eukaryota; Metazoa; Arthropoda; Insecta; Diptera; Culicidae. The transcript has 5 exons. The record is from RefSeq and is a predicted model, not a curated record.